AUCCGACAUGGCAGCCCUGCUUAAGCAACUGCUUCAUGCUACAAACUUCCAGUCUCCCUUCCUUCGCACUCUCGUCCCAUCCAUCGGCCUCGCAUUCGGCCUCCAAGCCGCAGCAGGAAUCCCCUCAAUUUUCUUCCAAACAGAAAGAUUCUACGACCUUUCAGGCUCGCUGACAUAUAUUUCCUGCACCGCUCUGUCUCUCUACUUGCCCACCCUCCGAGCCCGACUCGCAGCAGGCCCAUUGGGCACUGCACCGCCUUGGCCCAGCCUGCUCCAGAGUCUGACGAGCAAAGGCGGCGUGCAUGCGUGGAAUUGGCGACAGGUGGUGCUCAGCGCCUUUGUCACGAUUUGGGCCACGAGGCUGGGAAGUUUCUUAUUCUCGCGUAUCACGUCGGAAGAUGGAAAGGAUAGUCGAUUCGACGAUAUUCGCGGGAAACCUGCCACGUUUGGCGCCGCAUUUUUCGCGCAGGCUGCGUGGGUGUCGAUGUGCUUGAUGCCCGUUUUGGCAAUCAAUAGCAUUCCGGCCACGACGCUGGCGGCUCUGCCGUUUGUCACUGUCACCGAUGUUCUGGGUGUGCUGCUUUAUGUGGGAGGUAUUGGAUUUGAGGCUACGGCGGAUCGGCAGAAGUCACAGUGGAUGAAGGAGAAGAAAGAAAAGAAACAUGAGGAAGACUUUUUGACGAGAGGGCUGUGGAGUAAGAGUAGACAUCCAAAUUACUUUGGUGAGAGCACUCUCUGGACAGGUAUUGCGACAGCCGCCGCAGGCGUCAUGCUCAGCAAAGUUGGCCAAAAUGGCAUGGGCUUCAGCGGCAGUCCGGCGAGCCGAAUUGGUGCUCUAGCCAUGGCAGCCAUCAGCCCUGCGUUUGUGACGUUUUUGCUCUUCAAGGUAUCUGGAAUCCCCAUGUCCGAGAAGAAGUACGACAAGCGAUACGGCGACAGGAAGGACUAUCAAGAGUGGAAGAAGAACACGCCUGUUUUCUUUCCCAAGCUGUAGAGCAGCUCAACUUUUUUGAGGCUUGAGAACUUGAACAUUCUCGCCGCACACUGCCUUUGCUACUACUUGCAUCGAAGUCAGCGAAUCCGCGAGAUCAGAGUAAAACGCCGCUUACACUUCAAGAUGGUGGUCGACAACAACUAUUUGACCUCGACCUCUUCUCAUAUUACCGCCUUUCCAAAGUCCACAUAUCUCGCAGAUCGAAAAGCAAAAGCAUAAUCUGUUCGACAACUAAGAAGAGGAAAUGAGGAUUCAAUAUACACCUCAUGUAUCCAUCUAGUAGCGCCUUUGGAAUUAGCCGGGCUUAUAGAUGAGAUGAGAUGAGUACAGUAAAGUCAAGAAAAAUGUCUGUCUGUCUGUCUGCUCCUCUCCAUAACAGCCAACUAUAUAGAUACCUACCUAACUACAUGUAUCUAUCCA
Messenger RNA from Sphaerulina musiva SO2202, 1414 nucleotides. Its product is annotated as DUF1295-domain-containing protein. Bases 8 to 994 code for a protein of 328 amino acids. The record is from RefSeq and is a predicted model, not a curated record. The transcript has 3 exons. Gene Ontology annotation, biological process: lipid metabolic process. NCBI's taxonomy places the organism in Eukaryota, Fungi, Ascomycota, Dothideomycetes, Mycosphaerellales, Mycosphaerellaceae. Gene Ontology annotation, cellular component: membrane. Gene Ontology annotation, molecular function: oxidoreductase activity, acting on the CH-CH group of donors.